AUGGAUGAGUACCCUCUUUCUGGUCUAGAAAGUCAUCCUCGUCGUUUCAAAGCUCAUUGGUUUAAGAGUUUUUCUUGGCUAGAAUAUUCGCCAGAAGUGGAUGCUGCAUUUUGUCUUCCAUGCUAUUUAUUUUCUAGAAAAUCAAGUCCAUUCACAUCAGGAGGAUUUCGCAAUUGGAAAAAACUAGCUCUUGUUGCUGCGGCUAAAGAAGUUGUUGAUGUUCAUGCUUUUUUUUUAAGUUUGAGUAAUAUUAUCAAUGUUGUGUGCUCUUGCAAACGCAAUGAUGAAUUACGAUCUGCUUAUGCAACUGAAAUUUCCCAUUUAGUUGCAACUAAUCAAAUUGAAACAGGAAGGGGAGCAAAUCAAAUUGGCACAUUAAAAAGAUCAGGAGAUACUAGGUGGAGCUCUCACUUCAACUCAAUUUGUAGCCUUUUACGUAUGUUUGGAGCAAUAACUUCAGUUCUGGAAGAUUUGGCUACUAAUGGAUCUACAUAUUCUCAACGUGGUGAUGCUACUUAUGCUCUUAAAUCUUUAUUAUCAUUUGAUUUUGUUUUCAUUUUGCAUAUGAUGAAAGAAAUCAUGGGAAUCACUGAUAAACUUUGUCAAGCAUUGCAACAAAAAUCUCAAGACAUUUUGAAUGCUAUGCAUCUGGUUUCUAGUACAAAGUCAUUGAUUCAACAGUUAAGAGAUAGUAGUUGGGGAGCACUUUUGGAGAAAGUUAGUUCUUUCUGCAAUGAUCAUGCUAUUCAGAUACCUGAUAUGGGUGCUUCUUUUAGUGACAUAAUUCGGUCUCGUCGUAAAAAGGAUGUUGUCACUGUUGAACACCACUAUCGUGUUGACAUUUUUACUAGCGUGAUAGAUUUUCAAUUGAAAGAGCUAAAUAGUAGAUUUAGUGAGCAAGCAACCGAGCUCCUCAUACUGAGUACAUCUCUAGAUCCUAAAGAUGUUUUCAAGUUAUUCAGUGUUUGCAACAUAUGCAAUCUUGUAAAGAAUUUCUAUUCUUUAGAUUUUUCUGAGCAAGAAAAGAUUCAAUUGGAUUAUGAGUUACAACAUUAUGAACUUGAUGUGGUUAAAGCUCCAGAUUUUUAG
Arachis duranensis is the source of this 1089-nucleotide messenger RNA. RefSeq lists its product as uncharacterized. The coding region runs from base 1 to 1089 and encodes 362 amino acids. The transcript has 2 exons. The record is from RefSeq and is a predicted model, not a curated record. Lineage: Eukaryota; Viridiplantae; Streptophyta; Magnoliopsida; Fabales; Fabaceae.